Molecule: messenger RNA, 3092 nt
Organism: Strongylocentrotus purpuratus (purple sea urchin)
Lineage: Eukaryota; Metazoa; Echinodermata; Echinoidea; Camarodonta; Strongylocentrotidae
Gene: ints7
Product: integrator complex subunit 7
Exons: 20
Coding region: 82-3045 (987 amino acids)
Biological process (GO): snRNA 3'-end processing
Cellular component (GO): integrator complex
Source: RefSeq, a predicted model, not a curated record
CCAUUUGAUCCCGGAAGUAUAUCCAUCCUCGUCGACGUCUGCGCUCGCACUCCUCGAUAUCAAUUCAAGAAAUUCAAGAAAAUGUCGAGUGCAACGUCUCGUUUAUCGAGCUUCGGUACAGAUGUCGGGUAUGGGGAACAAGAACACGAUGCAAAUUCGGCUCUUCUUGAGCUCGAUAAAGGUCUCCAUUCUAGCAAGGUUGGAGAGCAGUGUGAAGCAAUCGUUCGGUUUCCCCGGCUCUUUGAGAAGUACCCCUUCCCCAUCCUGAUCAACUCGGCUUUCCUCAAGCUGGCUGAUGUCUUCAGAGAUGGAAACAACUUCUUACGUCAGUGUGUCUUGAGGGUUUCCCAGCAGAGCGUGAAGCACCUGGAUAAGAUUCUCAAUGUGGAUGAGUUUGUGAGAAGGAUAUUCUUUGUCAUCCACAGCAACGACCCAGUGGCUAGAGCUAUCACCCUCAGGGUCCUUGGUAGUAUAGCACCGAUCAUUGCAGAACGUAAACGAGUUCAUCACAGCAUCCACGCCGGUCUGGAUUCCCACGAUCUCAUAGAGCUGGAGGCAGCCAUCUUUGCCGCCUCCUGCUUUGCGGCAGAAUCCAAGACCUUUGCUUCAGGCAUCAGCAACAAACUGGUCCAGUUGAUUGAAGGCUUGGCCACACCCAUCGACGUCAAGAUGAAACUCAUCCCCAUCUUCUGCCACAUGCACUACGACAGCGAGCUGUCGGGCAGAGUGCGUCACAUGUGCCUCAGGCUCCUGGAUUCCUACCCUGCGGAGAGCUUCCUGACCGUCACCCUGGACACCCUGACAGACCUGGCCGCCGCUUCACACAUGCACAUCCCCGAUCAGGUCGAUCUAUUGCUGGGAUACCUGGAGAGUGACAUCCGACGGUCCAUCAAGUCCAUCUGCAUCGCGAAGCUCCUGACCCUUGCCCACAAGGCCCCGCAUGCCUGGUCCCAGGCCAACGUGGACACCUUGUGUCUCUUCUGCAAUGCAGACCAGGAGAAGAGGCUCAUCGUCGGUUGCCUGGACAUUCUGAGGAUACUGUCAUCAUCGCCAGCGUUCCUGACAUCAGAUACGGAUGGCUCGGUGCGUGAACUGUGCAGGAGUCUCCUGGCCCACUGGGAAGUGUGCGUCACCUCCAGGGCCCUCCAGGUUCUCAUCAGGCUCAUGUGCAGACAAGGAGGACUCACGGAGGAGAAGAUGAAGGACGGCAUCGAGGAUGUCAGUGUUGCCAUGGAGACGGUGGCCACGCAAUGCCUCAUGGAGGACGGCCGUUCCAAAUCGGCUGUGAAGAGUCUCAAGAUUACAUUAGAAAGUAUACACAGUCUGUGCAAGGCAUGUCCAUCGCAAACAUGUAACUUCAUGGAGAUGCUAGCCGCAGACUUGUCAUUAGCACCAGAUGCCGAGAGCAGUAUUCUAAUGUGUCACUGCCUGGCUAGCCUCUCUGAGAUCAAGCCCAAACUCCUGGUCCAGAGUAGGGAUAUUCUCCAGGACCAGUUCAGUCUGGUCCUACAGAAGGAAGAAAGUGGAACUGAUCGAGACCAGGGAGGCUUUCUGGUUGCCCUCGCUGUUUUGGUGUUGAUUGAGGAGAAGACUUCAAAGCAGACUUUUAUUGAAGACAAAGCCGUGUUCUUGGCUGAGUGUAGACCGUGGGUUGCCUAUCGUAUCGCUAGACAAGCUACUAGAGUGGGAUGUCACAAAACUGCCAGUAAAAUCUUCAAGAAUCUAACUACGCAGGUUGCCUCUGAGCAUUUCUACUACUGGCUUGGUUCCUUGGAGGUCCUCAGUCAAGCGGAAGCCUAUCUGAUGGAGCUCAAGACCGAGAUUGAUCCCAGCAACGCUGCUAAACUCUCUAGAGCUCUUCAGGAAUACGAGAGCGGACUGGCUGCUUUGAGGGCUGGAGCCACGCCCAACCACCCCCUCAAGUUCCAGACAGAGUUCACCCGUCUGAGAGCCGACUGGCUUCACGCCUGUCUCGUCCUCAUGACCAACCUAGCCAGCAUCAGGACCUGUCCUCCGCCUGCCAUAGCACCGGCUGUUGCCAUGACAACAGGGCAGGAUCUACUGCGCUGUGGUCACAUGGCCACUCAGAUGCAGAAAUCAUCUCAGAGACUGCAAUCUCUAGCUGAUAGCUAUGCUGAUCUCUACCUGUCGUCCUUUGAUGCUGACCUGGUCACGCUCGGUAGCAUCAAGAUUCUUCAGAGGCAUUGCCUUCUUUUGGUGUAUCUGAUUGAUGCUCUGAUACUCAACAGCUCAUCCUACAGUGGCAAGCACAUGAUCCAGCAGGACCUGUUAGGGUCAAGCAAUGCAGAUGACCAUGGCAAUGACCUGAUGGCCGAGAGCAGCCGAGUGACCAAUCAGAUCCUUGCUGACCUCCAGACGGUGCUGGAAGAGACGGAAGGAAACCCAGUAUCACACCAGCACACCGAGUGUAUUCAACGAGCCUGUCUUGCUCUGCUCAAGAUGUCCUUUGGGUUUCCUAGAUACUUCUACCAGGCCCUUCAGUCCACCAGUAUCAAGCUCAACCUAUCACCAUCACCCAGAGCAUCAGGUGAGCCUGUAUCCAUAGCAACUAACACUCAUCUUGCUCUCAAGGUAGAAGGUGUCAUCCAACAUGGCUCCCAGCCAGGAUUGUUUCGAAAAGUGGAUCAAAUCGUCAUCAAUGUCAACACCACGUCCUCAUCCAACAACAAAACUGAGGAAAAACAACAGGAGACUGGACCAAAGGAAAUUGAAUGCCGCAUCACGCCUCACAACGACUACUUCAGCCGACAAGUCCUCCUGUCGUUCCCAUCGGCUGGCCUUCAUUCCAUCAACGUCGAGACCAGCAUAGCCGAUGAAGACGGACAGCUCUGGAGGACUGGGCCCAAGACGAGUCUAGCGGUCAAGGCCUACGUUGAUGGGAUGAUACAGCCUCCUCAGCAGCAGCAGCAGCCAGCCCAGCAGGCAGGCCACAGCCGUAAUAUAAUUGCCGGACGGUCCACCCGCCUCCCGAGUACCUCGGCGGGUGGUAGCAAGAUGAAAGAGUUUAGUGAAGAUCUUCUAUAACCAUAGCCUGGACUUAUGGCUAACGAUUUUGAAGUGAAAGGAAAGAA